AUGGUCAGUCCUGAUUUCAUUCGUGACUUUCGACAUAUUGCUUUGUGCAAUGUUCUUUAUAAAAUUCUUGCUAAGGAUAAUGUGCUUAUUGCCUUUGAGUUAUUGCAUGGGAUGAAGAGAGAAAGAUUGGGUGGAGAAGGGCCAGCUAAAUGGAUUGAGUGGAUGAUGUUGUGUGUUACUACGAUUAACUACUCUAUGAUUUAUAACAAUGCUGUUAUGGGGCCUAUUAAACUAAAGGGAGGUUUAAGGGCUAAUGAAUGUGAAAGCAGGCGUGUUAAAGAGAUAUUAAAGGCUUAUAAGGAAGCUACUGGUCAAGCAAUUAAUUUUCAAAAAUCAGGUUUAAUGUUUAGCCCUGUGAUGGCUGAAUCAAAGAAACAAGCUAUUUUAGGGUUGCUGGGAGUUCAUAAUUCUUUGGUCGGAGAAAGAUACUUGGGUUUACCUUCUCUUGUGGGAAGAAAUAAGAAGCAGAUCUUCAAUUAUAUCAAAGAGAGGCUUUGGAACCAGACCUCUUAA
Molecule: messenger RNA, 513 nt
Organism: Manihot esculenta (cassava)
Lineage: Eukaryota; Viridiplantae; Streptophyta; Magnoliopsida; Malpighiales; Euphorbiaceae
Exons: 5
Coding region: 1-513 (170 amino acids)
Source: RefSeq, a predicted model, not a curated record